AUGCCAGCAGAUGCGCCCGCGUUGGACCACCCAUCGACUUCACCAGUAGCUACCCGCGAGUCUGACUAUAAUAUCAAUGUCACCCAGUUACGACUAUUACACCAUUACACCAUGGUUACAGCAAAAACUUUGGCAACACAUCUGGACGCCGAGGAGGUUAACAGUGUGAAUGUUGUUCACAUCGCCUUUGAUCAUGUCUAUUUGCUUCACAGUCUGCUCGCUUUGGCCGCACUACACAUCAGCCAUAUGGAAAGGAGUCGGGCGGAGUCUCGAAGUGCCUAUCUCAAUUUAGCUGAGCAGCAUUACGCAACAGCACUUGACAGCUUCCGACUCCUGGUGUCCGACAUCGACGAGUACAACUUCAAAGCCAUUCUCAUGUUUGCUGGGACUCUCUUUCCUUACUCCUGCGCACUAGCCAUGGCAGUUAGUAGUGACCUAGAUCAUGCUUUCGACAUUGUUUUGUCCAACAUGGUUCUCACUCGAAAGGUCAGGCCAAUGGUCGAUCGAUUCUUCGAUGCUAUGAAAAGCUCGGAGCUCGGGCGCUUGAUUCCAAAAGACGUAGAGCGGAUUGAUUGGAGCAUUAUCAAGGUCCCCACUUACACAGAGCUUGUGCAACUGCGACGGUUUAACGCUGUGAUCGACCAGGUGUACCCUCCAGCUAUCGUGGAUGCAUACAGCAACGCGAUUCAUCUGCUUGAGAUGGUUUUUCAGGAGACAACGCUUUCACCGCAUCUACCUUCCAUUACUCUAUUGAAGAUUUGGAUGCAUUUCGUCACCAACCACUACGUGGAGCUACUGUCUGAAAAGCAACCGGGGGCACUCAUUAUCUUUGCUCACUAUGCGGUGUUGCUGCAUAGAAGCGAUUACUAUUGGUUUCUUCAAGGAACCGCAGAGCAGAUACUCAAAAUAGCUGACGUUCUGGUUCCGAGUGAGUGGAAGUCGUGGCUGGAUUGGCCCAAGGAACAGAUCUGGAAUCAACAAGUUCCAUCCAGUGCAGGCUGA
Aaosphaeria arxii CBS 175.79 is the source of this 1002-nucleotide messenger RNA. RefSeq lists its product as uncharacterized. The record is from RefSeq and is a predicted model, not a curated record. Gene Ontology annotation, biological process: regulation of transcription by RNA polymerase II. The coding region runs from base 1 to 1002 and encodes 333 amino acids. Lineage: Eukaryota; Fungi; Ascomycota; Dothideomycetes; Pleosporales. The transcript is spliced from 2 exons. Gene Ontology annotation, molecular function: DNA-binding transcription activator activity, RNA polymerase II-specific.